Messenger RNA from Scutellospora calospora, 321 nucleotides. Lineage: Eukaryota; Fungi; Glomeromycota; Glomeromycetes; Diversisporales; Gigasporaceae. The record is from the annotation of a GenBank genome assembly.
AUAUUUGUUCGACUAAAAUUGUAUAAUGAAUCACAAACAAUACACAUCCCUCAAUCAACGCAACAAAACAAUUCAACUCAAAUAGAAGCUUCGAAUGGUCCGAUUUAUUCAACAUUCGCUAAUUAUCGACUUGAAAAUUUAGUAGAAAGAUUUGAAAUUUUUGAUCAAAAUUUUAGAAAUACUACUAAUGUUCCUCCAUCUCCACCUCCAACUUAUCGUACUGACCUACCACCACCUUACUCAGCAAAAUCAGUAGAAUCUGAUGUUUCCGAGGGUAUAUCGGAAAAUACAAUAACUAUCCCUAUCACUAGUGAACAUUAA